This is a messenger RNA of Oryza brachyantha (malo sina), 675 nucleotides long. RefSeq lists its product as uncharacterized. The record is from RefSeq and is a predicted model, not a curated record. Lineage: Eukaryota; Viridiplantae; Streptophyta; Magnoliopsida; Poales; Poaceae. Bases 1 to 675 code for a protein of 224 amino acids. The transcript has a single exon.
AUGGCGGUGGAGUCGUCUUGGUGGCCGCUGUCGCCUUGGCUCAGCCCCGCCGCGGCGUGGCUCGUCCUAUUCAGCGCGGUGGUCGGUGCUGUCGUCCUGAUGUCGUCCCGGGGGCACAGUGCGCCGCCGCCGUCGACCGGGCGCCGCAGCCUCACCCGCAGCGCGUCGUCCAUGGUGCUAGAGCGGCUCAGCUCCUUCUCUGUCUUCUCCGUCGUCCUCCCGGUCUCCGGCGUGCGAGGGGACGUGGACAGCAUCACCGCAAGUCCACCGAGCGAGACCAUGUUGACGCCGGCGGCGGCUGAGCACGCCGCAGCGUCGGCGACACGGGGUGCAGAGGCGGCGGAGGAGAGCCCCUUGGCCGACGAGGCGCACCCAGACCCAGUGGUGGUCAGUCCUUCGCAGCCGCCACAAGCAGCCGCCCUUGCCGGCGAGGCGGCUUCUUCGGAGGAGGAGGAGAGGCCGAGCAAGAGGAAGGAGCUGGCGGCGAAUGCCACCGUCGUCAAGCGGCGCGGGCGCGCGUUCGCGGAGGAGGUAGAAGGGAAGGCGGAGGUGAACGCGCGGGCGGAGAGGUUUAUCCGGCAGUUCCGGGAGGAUCUCAGGCUGCAGCGCCUCAUGUCCGUCCUCAACCGCACCCACACACUCAACGGCGGCGGCGGCGGUUCACCCGCACCGUAG